Trametes versicolor FP-101664 SS1 is the source of this 634-nucleotide messenger RNA. RefSeq lists its product as uncharacterized. The record is from RefSeq and is a predicted model, not a curated record. Gene Ontology annotation, molecular function: ribosome binding. The transcript is spliced from 3 exons. Gene Ontology annotation, biological process: mitochondrial respiratory chain complex III assembly. The coding region runs from base 32 to 349 and encodes 105 amino acids. Lineage: Eukaryota; Fungi; Basidiomycota; Agaricomycetes; Polyporales; Polyporaceae. Gene Ontology annotation, cellular component: Cbp3p-Cbp6 complex; mitochondrion.
CUUGCUACCGCUAGACUCUCAGCCCUGCAAGAUGUCUGCAGCUGCCGCGCCUGUGAAGCAGCAGAUGCGGCGCAUAGCGGCGAAGUGGCCGGGCGACCCGUUCCGGCCCAACAUCCAGUUGAAGACACUCUUUGAGUCCCUCGCGGAGCACCCUAACCUCACACCCACGGCCGUGAACGCGGCGCGUGCGCUCAAGAACGAUGAGUUCAUAAAGAAGUACGCGCUCUCGGAGAGGACGCUACGUCCGGCCUCGUUCCCGCACUACUACACGCGCCUCGUCGAGGCGUUCGAUAAGAGCGCGCAGGGGAUUGGUCGCCCGUGGUGGAAGAUUUUCUUCAACAUCUGGUAGCGCAUGAGGCUUCGACUAUGGCCGUCUGACUCAGGCCAUCCAAUUACCGGGACGCCUUGUGCGCCGCACCCACGCACAGCGGACCCAUGCAGUUCUCGACGACACGGAAGACGAAGCGAUGCUCGCCCCCAUCACCCCCGACGCGGCCUCUUUGGACGGGCAGGACCCCGCGGCAUCUCCCUGCGCGCCGCGACACUGCUUCUCUCCCCCACGCAUAUUUCGAUUGCGUAUUCUAUCUGUCUGGGAACUUGCUCUAUCACGCAGAUAAUCGCGUCCAUGCGUGUC